AUGGAAUGGUGGAUAAAGUUGAUGUUAUUAUAUACUUGCUGGAUCGGAGCAAGUGCGGACUUUGAUGGAAGGUGGCCAAGGCAGAUUGCUUCAUCCAAUGGGCUGUGUCGCUACGGCGCCCGCAUUGACUGCUGCUGGGGCUGGACACGGCGUUCCUGGGGGCAGUGCCAGCCCCCGUACGUCUUAGCCGUACGCAGAGUUAUCGGGAUAAGGUGCCCACCCCAAGCGUUUUGCCAGCACGGCUGCAAGCACGGUGACUGUGUCGGCCCCAACAAAUGCAAGUGCCACCCAGGUUUUACAGGCAAGACCUGCAACCAAGAAGAAGAGCAGGACUAUGUAACUCCCCAAAUUUGGGACAAUCACCCCCAAGUCUUUCUUCCCAUGGACUACCAGCCUGCUGGGGUACCUCCAGAGGACCUGAACGAGUGCGGACUGAAGCCACGCCCCUGUAAACACAGAUGCAUGAACACAUUCGGAAGCUACAAAUGCUACUGUCUCAACGGCUACAUGCUGCUGCCCGACGGCACCUGUGGAAAUGCCCGCACAUGUGCCAUGGCAAACUGCCAGUAUGGCUGUGAGGUGAUGAAGGGUGAAGUCCGAUGCCAGUGCCCUUCGCCCGGUCUGCAGCUGGCACCAGACGGCCGGACCUGCGUGGACGUGGAUGAAUGCGCGGCGGGUUUAGCCGUGUGCCCGAGGUUCCGCAAGUGUGUCAACACGUUCGGCAGCUACAUCUGCAGAUGCCACGAGGGCUUUGACCUCCACUACGUCAACGGGAAAUAUCAGUGUGUAGAUGUGGAUGAGUGCACUUCAGGACAGCACCAGUGUGGUGCCCACUCCACCUGCUACAACACGCCAGGUUCCUACAAGUGCAAGUGUAAGGACGGCUUCAGAGGAAUUGGCUACGACUGUAAACCCAUACCCAAGGUGAUUAUUGAUCCGCCCAGACCCGGAAAGACCACGCCAAACAACAACAACAACAAGAUCCCCGACACCGACCACAAGAGGACCACCACCACAGUUCGACCGGCGGUGACUCCGAAGAGGAUCGCCCCGGCAACCACCACUACCACGGCCGCGCCACCUCCGCCAAAGCGAAUCACUCCUGCGCCCAGAAAACCGUCCGUCCCCACACGGAAACCCCUCAUCCCGACCCGAAGACCGCCAACCCCAGUCACAAUCAAACCGUACGUACCACCCCAGAGGAUACCCGUCCCCGCCCCCACCAAGGCCCCCACCCGAAAGGUACCCACCCAAAAACCACGAGCUCCUACCAUCACUCCUGUGGACAACAGCAUCAAUAAAGAGGUUACACAGAAACAACGGGGCGAUGUCCACAUACCGAGGAAUCCUGACCGGAAUAACGUCUUAGGGAUUGACUUCGACAUUGAACUGGGCAACACAGAGGAUGAGCUAAGUGAUGAUCCAAAUGUUGACUCUCUCAGUUGCUCCUUUGACCAUGGUCUUUGUGACUGGAUCCAGGACAGAGGAGGAGACCUGCACUGGGAGACGACAGCAGACCCCUCAGGGGGUAGGUAUCUGACCAUCUCUGAGGUGGGAGACAGGCGAGGGGGACGAGGGGCACAGCUGGUGCUGCCACUGGCCGCUCCCUGGAACGAGGGGAACCUGUGCCUGGCGUUCCGUCACUUGCUGUCUGGGCACCAUGUGGGCAUGCUCCAGGUUUUCGUCCAGAAGGGCAGGCAACACAGCCCAGCGGUCUGGGGGCGAACGGGGGGCAACGGCUGGAGAUCCACACAAAUUACAUUAUGGGGCAAAGGACUAGAGAGCGUGAUUGUGAAAGGUGAACGCAGGAGAGGCCGCAGAGGAGAGAUGGUGUUGGAUGAUAUUUCCUUGAGGAGAGGCUCCUGUCAGGAGGAGCACAAUCUUAGGAGACUUUAA
This is a messenger RNA of Chanos chanos (milkfish), 1896 nucleotides long. It is a transcript of the gene npnta, whose product is annotated as nephronectin a. Gene Ontology annotation, molecular function: calcium ion binding. NCBI's taxonomy places the organism in Eukaryota, Metazoa, Chordata, Actinopteri, Gonorynchiformes, Chanidae. The record is from RefSeq and is a predicted model, not a curated record. Bases 1 to 1896 code for a protein of 631 amino acids. The transcript is spliced from 14 exons. Gene Ontology annotation, cellular component: membrane.